CCCGGGCCUGGGCGGACGGAGUGCAGGCUUCCGCGCGGGGCGGACCCCGCUCCGUGCUGACGUUGGCAGCCGAACCCCGAAGGAGUUGAAGGCGACGGGCGGCUGCGCGAUCCGCGGCUGGCGUUGCGUGGCGUGGCGUGGCGUUGCAUUGCAUUGCGUUCCGCUGCGUUUCCUUCCUCUUCCUUGCACGGCUCCGGCCCCUCGCCCCGGCUGCCCAGGCCGCGGCCCCAGCAAGUCGGUCGGUGAGUCGGUCGGUGAGUCCGGGCCCGGGCGUCGGGCAGGUGGGACCCCGCGAAGAUGGUCGCCAAGCAGCGGAUCCGCAUGGCCAACGAGAAGCACAGCAAGAACAUCACCCAGCGCGGCAACGUCGCCAAGACCUCGAGGAACGCCCCCGAAGAGAAGGCGUCGGUGGGACCCUGGCUGUUGGCCCUCUUCAUCUUCGUGGUGUGCGGCUCUGCAAUUUUCCAGAUUAUUCAAAGUAUCAGGAUGGGCAUGUGAAGUGACUGACUUUAAGAUGUUUCCAUUCUCCUGUGAAUUUUAACUUGAACUCAUUCCUGAUGUUUGAUACCCUGGUUCAAAACAAUUCAGUAAAGCAUCCUGCCUCAGAAUGACUUUUCUGAUCAUCCUUCAUGUGUCAUUCCAAGGUUUCUUCUCAAGUCAUUCCAACUUUUCUAGACCAUGCCACAGUGCCUUGCAAAAGCACCACAUGAAUAAAGCAAUAAAAUGUGUUAAGUUACAGUAGUGGACCCUACUUAUUCAGUCAGUAAAGAGUUAAAAAAUUUUAGAUGUGAUUAAAAAAAAAGUAUACAGCCUAGAGAAUUAAAUCUGCAUGUGGACAGGGUCUGGAAUUUGCUAACUAUAUGAGUACAGUUAGUGCGACAUAAAAUCUGGAACCUGCAGUUCUUUAUAGCUAGGCACUUAUUGUUCUCUCUCGAAUUGAAAGCACACUCUUGUAGGGUCAUGUAACUUAACAGUCCAGUAAUAAGGUGCUUCUAAGCAGAACAGCUGUGCUGUUUGCCUAGUUCUCUCAUAAUCUUUAGCACCUAAAACAUGUUAAAAGCUUCCAAAUGCCUAAUAUAAGGGUAGAUGCUUCUAGCCACACUAUGUAUUUUAAUAAUAUCAUUUCUAUUACACUACCUUGGAUUUUGCAUGAAUGAAAAUACUAACCCAAGAUGCCAUGAGAAAACUUCAUUUUGCGAGUUGGUCACUUCCAGUUUUACUGAAAACCACCACCGUGGAGUAAAGUCACCAGAGGUUUGUAAUCUCACUGAUUUCACCAGAAAGACUUUCAUCAAUCACAGGGGUAUUAUACUAUGCUUAAAAAAAAAAUUGCCUCAGAAGGACAUAGAAUCAUUGUCCAGUGUGCCAUAUUAAUAGUACAUAUAACAUGUUAAUAGUACUUUUUUACUACCGAAGAGGCACAUCAGAAUAAAAAGUUAAAUUUCAGAAGUGCUUUUCCUGGAUGUAUGGUCGAAAUUUUUUUGGGUACUAUCUGGAGCUAGCUCAAUGGAUUUCCAGCAAAGGGUUAGUCUCGAGUCUUCCCUCUGUGGUUUGGUUUUUAGUUUGUGAUGUAUCAAACUAAUUUUACUCAAGGUGAGGGUGUGCAACAAGGCAGGUUUUGAGUUUUCUGGUACUGUUGAAAACUACCAAGUAUUGGCUAAACUAUAUAUACUUUGCCAUAACUUGAACCAAGCUUCAGAGCUGUCUAUGUAUUAAUUAAUUGGUCAGAAAGCUGCUUAUUUGCUUUGAUGAUUGCCUCAGGAUAUCUCUUUUACAAUAAGCUGUUUUUAAGAGGAAGAGAAGGGAAAUACCUACCUAAACAGUACGAACCUCAGAGUUUGCGAUACCCCUAGCACAGGGAUCUGAGGGAGAGAAGUGAAGGGCUUUCUGAAGUUGGAUUGCUUUGGAAUAGGAUCAGCUGUCCUUAGGCCAGUCGGUUUUUGCAUUGUUCACUCAGAAAGUCAACCCUGUGUUUCCUUCUUCCACACGAAUGUGUUGCUGAACUGAUUCUAUUUUCUCUUUAAAAAUGAAAGUUAACUUUGAAAUUCAUAGCAGGUGCCUUAUUCUUUGCGUUUUGAGUCAAAUCAUUCCAUAUUGAUUUCCCUUGGUUUACUAUAGACAAUUAGCUUUAAAAAAUGUAUGAUGUCUUUAUUAACUUGGAUGUUAAAGUUGCAUUCCCUUUGUAAUUCAUGUGUAAUUUACCAAUUGAAUGCAUUUUAUAUUAAGAAUGGAUUAUGGAUUAUGCAUGUUUGGGUCAAUGAAAGCUGUGUCUGAUUUAUCCUUUAAAAAUAAAGUUCCCUGAAUAUUUGCUAUA
Suncus etruscus (white-toothed pygmy shrew) is the source of this 2314-nucleotide messenger RNA. It is a transcript of the gene SERP1, whose product is annotated as stress associated endoplasmic reticulum protein 1. NCBI's taxonomy places the organism in Eukaryota, Metazoa, Chordata, Mammalia, Eulipotyphla, Soricidae. The transcript has 3 exons. The record is from RefSeq and is a predicted model, not a curated record. Gene Ontology annotation, biological process: endoplasmic reticulum unfolded protein response. Gene Ontology annotation, cellular component: endoplasmic reticulum. The coding region runs from base 298 to 498 and encodes 66 amino acids.